AUGGCUGUGAUAAAAAUCACGGCAAUCGAUGGGAAAACAUAUGAUAUCGAGGUGCAAGAUGACUGCACAUGUCAAAAUGCAAUCGAUAAACUCAAAGAUAUUACAGAAUUUAAAGACCAGCAAAUUUCACUAUAUUUCAACGAAGAAAAGCUAAAUGAUCAAGAUAAAAUCAAUGUUUCCGAUGUAUCAGAACAAAAUCCUCUUAUUGUUGUAUGCGAAUCUCAAUUAUCUGAACGAGUUUUUAACUUAGAAAAUUCAUUUGACUAUUUUGAAUACCCAUUUACACAAUACUCAUACGAAAUAAUAAAAUAUGGACGAAGCAAGGCAUACAAAGAGAGAAAAUCAGCGAGGGUCCCAUAUUAUCCCUUAAAGAAAGAUGAUUUUCUUGCACCUUACGAUGAAUACAUUAAAUUCAAGCAGCACGAUGAAGAGGAAGAGAUACCAGAGGUAACAGCUCGAAACGAGAUCAAUCUUCCCACAAUUUUGACUGAUAUUCAAGCUCCAACAUUAAUUUACAGAAAACAAACAAAACCAAAGCACGACAUAUAUACUGCCGAUGAAGAGAUCCCUACACUUACUUUUAUUGCUGCAGACAACACAAGAGUUGUCAGAAGAGUAAAUGAAGUGAUUGAACCAGACCAACCAUUGGAAGGUGACCAACCACAAGAAAACGCCGAUAACCAAAACGUCCAACAAAACCAAAACAACGAAAAUCAGCAUGAAAAUGCUCCAAUACAAAUAGAUAACGAUAACAACCAGAACAAUGAUAAUGGCAAUAACCAACAGAACGAUUUACAACCAAAUCAAAAUGAAAAUCAAAAUGAAAAUAAUAUUUUAGAAAAUAAUCAAGAAAAUCAUGCGGAUAAUGAUAAUGGCCAUGAUAACAAUGACGAUAUACAUCAGAACCAACAACAAAAUCCAAAUAAUGAAAAUCAUGAAAAUAAUAUUGGCCAAGACAGGCCAAGACCUGCAAAUAACAACAGAGACAACAAUAAUCAACGUAACCAAGCCGACUUAUUGGGUGAAAACUUAAGAUAUUUACAAGAAUUAUUUAAUCCACGAGAUGAGAACGAAUCUCCAAUGCCACCCAUCGAAUUACCCAACCACGAGAUGCUUAAUGUUCCUUUCAACCAAGUUCUUCGAAAAAUACGAGAUAUCAAAAAUGGAAAAGGAGAUGUUGCUGACAAAGAGAGCGCAAUGGUUAUUUCGGACUUCUUGGACAAAUUCAAUCAAAAUGCAGAGAAUGCUUUGCGAUUUUCAGACGAAAUUUCGAGAAUCAGCAGAAUUUCAACAAUUCGUGAGGAAGGAGGCAUCCAAGAAGAGGAAGGAGAGCCGAAAGUUGAUGCUGACCAGUUCGAGGAAAUCCUACAGAGCGCACAGUUCAUGGAAGAAGAAGAUUACGAUGAUGACUUCACUCAGUUGAAAGUUGGUCGGGUGAGGAGACAGAAACUUUUGAGACAGGACAUUGAAUCUAUUCGUUCUAGAGAAUAUGACGAACUUUCCAUAACAAUGAACGAAAAUUAUACAAAUGCAGAGCGACACGAGAUCACAAACCUCUCAAAGAUAGGUUUUGACUUCUCUCUAAUCAUUUCCAAAUACGAGGAGAAUGGAAGAGACUUCGAUAAGACAAGACGCGCAUUAAUUAAAUUAUUGUAA
This is a messenger RNA of Trichomonas vaginalis G3, 1656 nucleotides long. RefSeq names its product ubiquitin-like family. The transcript has a single exon. NCBI's taxonomy places the organism in Eukaryota, Parabasalia, Trichomonadida, Trichomonadidae. The coding region runs from base 1 to 1656 and encodes 551 amino acids. The record is from RefSeq and is a predicted model, not a curated record.